This is a messenger RNA of Loxodonta africana (African savanna elephant), 2184 nucleotides long. It is a transcript of the gene RUNDC3A, whose product is annotated as RUN domain containing 3A. Bases 251 to 1489 code for a protein of 412 amino acids. The record is from RefSeq and is a predicted model, not a curated record. The transcript has 9 exons. NCBI's taxonomy places the organism in Eukaryota, Metazoa, Chordata, Mammalia, Proboscidea, Elephantidae.
UGAAAACACUGCUGGAGAAGUACACGGCCGAGCCCAUCGACGACUCAUCUGAGGAGUUCGUGAAUUUUGCAGCUAUCUUAGAGCAGAUACUCAGCCACCGUUUCAAAGGUGGGCCCAGGCUUCUGUCACCCACCGCCUAGCCCUUCCAACUUCCAGCUCUUAACGUCCAGCCACCCCACUCUGAUAUACUCACGGCUUUCUGAACCCCACACUGACUCUGGCCCCAAUCGUGGGCCCUACACAGAAGCUCAUGUGUAGAGCUAGGAGGAGGGAGGGGUCUUCCGGGCACACACAGUGGAUGCCCACCAGCCCCAUUGAUGGGUGUCAGCUUUUUGCUGGUGUGCCCUCUGAAUGCAUGCAUGUGUGUGCACACGUUUGGGGUGGGCACUAUGCAUGUGCAUGGGAACCUAUACGUAGGCAUGUGUGUGCUCCAUUACAUGGCCCCUCUCCAAACUCCCUGGCCUUGCUGAGCCCCCCUCCCUGCCCUGGCUCAGCCUGUGCCCCAGCAGGUCCGGUGAGCUGGUUCAGCUCAGAUGGGCAGCGGGGCUUCUGGGACUACAUCCGACUAGCCUGCAGCAAAGUGCCCAACAACUGCGUGAGCAGCAUCGAGAACAUGGAGAACAUCAGCACAGCCCGAGCCAAGGGCCGGGCCUGGAUCCGGGUGGCACUGAUGGAGAAGCGCAUGUCAGAAUAUAUCACCACGGCUCUACGGGACACCCGGACCACCAGACGAUUCUAUGACUCCGGAGCCAUCAUGCUGCGGGAGGAAGCCACCGUCCUCACAGGGAUGCUGAUAGGACUGAGCGCCAUAGACUUCAGCUUCUGCCUAAAGGGGGAAGUGCUGGACGGGAAGACCCCUGUGGUCAUCGAUUACACGCCCUACCUGAAGUUCACCCAGAGCUACGACUACCUGACGGACGAGGAGGAGCGGCACAGCGCCGAGAGCAGCACGAGCGAGGACAACUCGCCCGAGCACCCAUACCUGCCGCUCGUCACCGACGAGGACAGCUGGUACAGCAAGUGGCACAAAAUGGAGCAGAAGUUUCGCAUCGUUUACGCGCAGAAGGGCUACCUGGAGGAGCUGGUGCGCCUGCGCGAGUCGCAGCUGAAGGACCUGGAGGCGGAGAACCGGCGGCUGCAGCUGCAGCUAGAGGAGGCGGCGGCGCAGAACCAGCGCGAAAAGCGGGAGUUGGAGGGCGUGAUCCUGGAGCUGCAGGAGCAGCUGACAGGUCUGAUCCCCGGUGACCACGCCCCCCUGACCCAAGGCUCCAAGGAGCUCACCACACCCCUGGUCAACCAAUGGCCGUCACUAGGAACGCUCAGUGGGGCCGAGGGUGCCCACAACCCUAAGCUCUAUCGUAGACACAGCUUCAUGAGCACGGAGCCACUGUCAGCCGAGGCCAGUCUGAGCUCAGACUCCCAGCGCCUGGGAGACUGCAAGCGAGAUGAGGAGCCCUGGGGUCCCAUUGGAAGCUCAGAGCCAAAUUAGUGGCUCCCUUCAAGCGAAUGUUCAGGACUGCAACGCAUGCAUUUUGUGUUGACCUCACCCCAAGCUUCAUCUUGGUUUUCCUCAUCCUAGCUCUCCCUUGCCUGGAUUUCCUGUUUUUUCUUUUUAUAAGCCACACUGUAUUGGAUAACCCUAGACCUUUUGAGACAAGGCAGGCCAUGGACAUGUAACAAUCCACCACACUGUUUGUGAUUGUCUGUGUGUCUGUCUCCCCCACCAGACUGUGAGCUCCGUGAGGGCAGGGACUCGUCUUGUCCAUUCUCUGUAUCCCCAGUGCUUGGAACAGAGCAAGUGCUCACUGUGUACUUAAUAAAUGGACAGAGAGAGGCUGAACCUCUGGGGGAGACAGAGACAUAAGCUGACGAUUACAAUACAGUGUCCCCUGUGCCUAGCACUGGGCAUGGCACCAGGGGGUGCUUAAUCAAGGUUAACUGAAAAGAGCAAACGCUCGCUCCAGAAGAGGUCAAGAAAGUCCCCUGGGAGGUAACCUAAGGGUUGUCCCUUCACUGCCCAAUCCCUGUGCACGCCCCACCCCACUGACACACAUGCAGCUCCGUUGGCCGGCCUCACCCACCCUCUCUUCCCAGGGAAGGACCCCACGCCCUCCAUGCUGGGCCUCUGCGGCUCCCUGGCCUCCAUCCCCAGCUGCAAGUCCCUGGCAAGCUUCAAAUCCAACG